AGCACACUGCUGCGCGCGGAAUAGCGGCUCCUGUCUCCGCGUUCUCCCGCGCGAGAAGAUUCGCCGCGCUCGAUUGCCCCCGCCGAGUCUUGAAAAAGGUCAGCGCUCCGCGCGCGACAGGUCACACGCGCGCCCCGCUCCAUCCGCGCGGCCUCUCGCCCGAGACGACCCAUCGGGGCCGCGACUCAUCCCAACGACGACGGCACCCCGGCCGCAUUGACCCCUCGGACACCUCGCGCCCUGGGACAUCCGCGGACGCACGGAGCGGAAUCGUCUCCCUUUCGCUGAGUAGGGGGGGGGGUGUGGGUUGCAAGUGGGAGGUGGUGGUGGUGUUCUCGGCUGCGUCUCCCGUCACUCCUUGGCGCACCACCACCACCACCACCCCUCCUCCUGCCCGAGCAGGGGGGCACGGCCACGCCAUGCGCAGCCUACCCCUGCUGUCCCCCCUGCCCCUCGUGCUCGUCCUGCUGCCGCUCCUCGCCUUCUCCGGGGGUCUCGGGGCCGCGAGGGCCUCGUCUAUCCGGCAGCGCCGGCCGUGGUGGGGCAUCGCCCAGUCGGGGACCCCAUCCAACCUGCUGCGGGCCCACGGAGGCCCUGCGGCCGCUGCGGAACCCACGGACUUGGCGCUCGCCCCGCUGGGCAAGCGGCAGCGGCGUCUGGUGCGGCACAACCCGGGCGUGCUGCACAGCGCGCUCGCCUCCGUGCACACGGCCGUCCGCGAGUGCAAGUGGCAGUUCCGCCACCGGCGCUGGGACUGCCCCACCACGGGCAGCGGUCCCGACAUCUUCGGCAAAAUCUUGCAGCGAGGCUGCCGGGAGACGGCCUUCAUCCACGCCGUGAUGAGCGCGGCGCUCGCGCACGGCGUGGCGCGCGCCUGCAGCGAGGGCAGCAUCGCCUCCUGCACCUGCGACUACGGGCGACGUGGCCGUGGAGGUCCCGACUGGGAGUGGGGUGGCUGUAGCGACAACCUGCCUUUCGGAACUCGCUUCGCCCGGGAGCUGGCGGCCGGGGGAGGAGGUGGCCGUGGCCGUGGUGGUGGUGGUGGUGGAGGAGGUCGUGGUGGAGGUCGAGGUCGUGGUGGUGUGGCCGGAGAGCGAGGAGGACGCGACGCACGUGCGCUCAUGGAUCGACACAACGAGGAGGCGGGCAUGCGGACCGUCGACUCAGAGAUGCGUCGCGAGUGCAAGUGCCACGGCAUGUCCGGCUCGUGCGCCCUCAAGACCUGCUGGCUGCGCCUGCCCCCGUUUCGCGCCGUCGGCGACCGCCUCAAGGAGCGCUUCGACGGCGCCACGCAGGUGGCCGACUACGGCCGAGAGGGCAACCGCGCCUCCAAGGACUCCGAUCGCGGCGGCGGCGGCAGCGGCGGCGGCGGCGGCCACCUGCGACCCGCAGAUCCGGCGCACAAACCGCCGGGAGGCCGCGACCUCGUCUACGUGGACGAGUCGCCCGAGUUCUGCCACGCGGACACGGCGGGGUUGUCGUGGCCGGGAACCCGCGGUCGCGUCUGCGUCCGCGGCUCGCCGGGUCUCGGCGGUUGCGAGCUGCUGUGCUGCGGGCGCGGAUGGACGAGCAGGGAGGCGCGCGUGAGCGAGCGGUGCCUCUGCACCUUCCACUGGUGCUGCACCGUCACGUGCCAGAACUGCACGCGGGUGGAGACUGUGCACGAGUGUCUGUGACUGCCUGCGGCGUGACAGCGGGUGGGUGGGUGGUGGGGCAGAGGGAGGCCGUGGUGGUGUGAUGGGUGAUGAUGGUGUUGGGUGAUGCGUUGCGACGAGUGAUGGUUUGGUGUGAUGAAGUUGGACUCCUCUCUCGCCGCCGUACCGAGACAGAAACGAUUAGAAUGAGACGGCAUCACGAGACGGAUAAGUUAUUCGAUUAUUGAAUCGAGUCGUGACGCCGAAUCAUGACAAACGUAUCGAUUUGCCUAUGGAUGUUGAACUUCUUUCGCGCCGUACGUCGCCAACCGCGCUCAUUUGAGCUUGCGGGGGAAGGACAACAAACUAAACGAAACAAAAGCUGUUCCGAAGCAAUGAAUUUCCGAUCCGUAUUGAAAAGUGCAUAGCUCCAUUGGCUUCCGAAUAAGUGACCGGUUGUGUCACGCGUCACGAGGUGAGCGUCCCUGUGAGCGCUGGGCGAUGUGUCGUGUCAUGGGUGACGUUUGAACGGGUUCCGUGGUGGGUGAGGAGCGUGCGCCUGAUGUGCGAAGAUGGUGUGAAGGACUGUGCCCGAUGGCUGAUGUCCUAUGCAUCGUGAGUCGUGGCGUGUGCGAUGAGCGACGCUGUCACCAUCCAUCCUGUUCGUCAAGGGACACAGCGAUCCACCCUCCCUGCCAGGGAUUCUUAGUUUGUUCUCUUCUGUCGAACUGCAUAAAUUGUAAAUAAUCGCAUGAUUUCACGCAUGUAUUGUGAAUGUAAGCAUCGCAUUUAAUUGACUUGUUGUUGUUCUUGCCUAGAAACACUGGUUUAACAAAUGCUGCUUGAAAACAUUGGGCCCUUAAAAUGUUUUUUUUUCUACUUCACCUUUAGGUGGACAAGGAGGGAUGAGAGAGUCUCCUCAUUCGUCUGUUUGUUCGUUUUAUUCGUCACGUAGUGCGUACAGCGAACAGCAACGUGCCUGUCUGUGUGAAGGCCUACGAGGUUUUACACGCUGCAUUUUUGAUGAGCUUCUUCGACAGGCCGGUCAUCUUUAGGGUGUAACUAACACCGAUAAGCGGCGAUGUUUUUCAAUCGAUCGUCCCCCCCCUCCGCCUUCUCCACACGCGCGUGUAGUCGAGUCAACAAACGAACACGGAAAAUCAAAAAUGGGGAAUUGGCCGAAACUUUCGGAAGCAGUGACCUCUUGAAAAAGUCCCGAAUCUCAAAGAAGCUUCCCAGCCUGUGUCAAAUGGAGGACACCUGCUUUUUAUGACAUUUUGCAAGUGUGAUAUCUGUUUCGGUAGCAGUAAUGUCAUUGCUUGACACAUGUAAGCUGACUCGAUUAUGUGCCCACACGUUUAAAAUUGUUGGGGUAAAAUUACAAUUGUGUACAUGAACAGGCCACGUACGUAAGAUUACUCAUGCUAGCCUCAUAGGGAUAAUUUACAGCCUACUUUUAAUUGUACGAUCUACCCACACAACGAGCGUUAUUCUUAUUUUCAGCCAAUGAAUCUACCUGGGACAUUUUUUGGCAGUAUAUUAAAAUAUAACAACGGGUUUUGUCCUUGAUUUGAAGCUUUCGUGGCUGCAGGAAUCCAUACUCUUUGGUUGUUUCGGUAAAGCCACGUGGGUAGAAAAAAUAAUAGGUCACGACGUGUCGA
Petromyzon marinus (sea lamprey) is the source of this 3295-nucleotide messenger RNA. It is a transcript of the gene WNT1, whose product is annotated as Wnt family member 1. Gene Ontology annotation, cellular component: extracellular region. Gene Ontology annotation, biological process: multicellular organism development; neuron differentiation; cell fate commitment. Gene Ontology annotation, molecular function: frizzled binding; cytokine activity. The record is from RefSeq and is a predicted model, not a curated record. NCBI's taxonomy places the organism in Eukaryota, Metazoa, Chordata, Hyperoartia, Petromyzontiformes, Petromyzontidae.